Molecule: messenger RNA, 2330 nt
Organism: Neomonachus schauinslandi (Hawaiian monk seal)
Lineage: Eukaryota; Metazoa; Chordata; Mammalia; Carnivora; Phocidae
Gene: CARF
Product: calcium responsive transcription factor
Biological process (GO): regulation of transcription by RNA polymerase II
Cellular component (GO): nucleus
Molecular function (GO): RNA polymerase II cis-regulatory region sequence-specific DNA binding; DNA-binding transcription factor activity, RNA polymerase II-specific
Source: RefSeq, a predicted model, not a curated record
UCCAUGGCAGGGCCUCGGAGCCAAGACGAGCUAUUAAAUAAUAGAAGAAAAUGGAAUUGAAUAUACCAGCAUGGAACAAUCUAAUGAUUCACUAAGAGUCAACCAUAAUGAUUCUGAAGAAUCAAAAACAGAUUCUCAGGUAUUUGAGCAUCUAACCUGUAUGGACUCCAGGGAUCCUUCCUUUGGACAGAAUGGUUCUCCUAGAGUUUUACCCAUCACCUCUCAUGAAGCAGAUAAUUCACUCACAUCACAGAAUAUACCAGGGGCCCUGACUCAGACACAGACUCUUUCUGCAGAACAGUUCCAUCUAGUGGACCAAAAUGAGCAGCCUAUUCAAUAUGAACUCCAGUCAUUGGGGGAUUCUAAUGCACAAAUGAUGAUUGUUGCCAACCCGUCAGAAAAUGGACAGGUGCUGCGUGUAAUUCCAUCUACCCAGACAGGAAUGGCACAAGUGAUUAUACCUCAGGGGCAGCUUGUGGAUGUGAAUAGUCCUCGGGAUGUCUCUGAAGAGAAACCCAGUGAUAGAAAUUUACCAACUGUAAGAGUGGAUGUUCUAGCGGAUAAUACCAGUAAUUACACUGUUCAUCCACAAGCAUCUGUCACAUUACCCAAAAAGACAGUGGCCAGAAUGCUUGAAGAACCCUUUCUGGCUCCUCUCCAGCCACUUUCUUCUAAUACACCUAUGUGGGCCUGCCGUCUUAGGAGCUGUGAGAAAAUUGGAGAUUCAUACCGUGGCUACUGUGUAAGUGAGACUGAAUUAGAAAGUGUCCUAACAUUUCAUAAGCAGCAAACACAGAGUGUUUGGGGGACCCGCCAAUCUCCAAGCCCAGCCAAGCCAGCUACACGCUUGAUGUGGAAAUCUCAGUAUGUCCCAUAUGAUGGAAUCCCAUUUGUCAAUGCAGGGAGUAGAGCCGUGGUAAUGGAGUGUCAGUAUGGGCCAAGGAGAAAAGGUUUCCAGUUAAAAAAAAUCAGUGAGCAGGAGAGCAGGUCUUGUCAGCUCUACAAAGCCACUUGUCCAGCCCGGAUUUACAUUAAAAAAGUACAGAAGUUUCCUGAAUAUAGAGUUCCCACAGACCCCAAAAUUGACAAGAAAAUAAUCCGAAUGGAGCAGGAAAAAGCCUUUAACAUGCUAAAGAAGAACUUGGUAGAUGCUGGCGGUGUUCUUAGGUGGUAUGUCCAGUUACCUACAAAGCAAGCUCAUCAGUAUCAUGAAUUAGAGACUUCCUGCCUCCCUUUGCCACCUUCUCCUUUUCCUGUGUCUUCUCUUGAAGAAGAGGAAACUGCAAUUAGGGAUGAGAAUUGUGCAUUACCCUCACGUCUACAUCCUCAAGUAGCACAUAAGAUUCAAGAAUUAGUGUCACAGGGAAUAGAACAAGUAUAUGCAGUAAGAAAACAGCUAAGAAAAUUUGUAGAAAGAGAACUAUUUAAACCUGAUGAGGUGCCUGAGAGACAUAAUUUAUCCUUUUUUCCAACUGUAAAUGAUAUUAAAAAUCACAUCCAUGAGGUACAGAAAUCCUUGAGAAAUGGAGAUAAUGUGUAUAACUCAGAGAUUAUUCCAGCAACGCUUCAGUGGACUACAGAUAAUGGGCAUAUUCUCAGAGAGACUGUGACAGUUACAUUUGCAGAAGGAAAUUCACCAGGGGAAUCAAUUAACACCAAAGUGGAAACAAAUCACACAACGGGUUCUUUGUCUCCAGAGCCAGCCCAUUUGCUUUCUUCACUUUCCUCAUUUCAACCAAAAAUAUUUACACAACUACAGGGUUUGCAGUUGCAACCAAGAUUCACUUCUCCUGAUGGAUCAACGGCUCCAAUAUCAGUAAAUAACCACCCUUCCUCCAGUCCUUCAAGACUCCUGGAUUCAUUAGAAAGUACUGUAAUGAGUAAUAAUUCUCUACUGCUUGGUCAAAGUCAUAGUCUUCAAACAGAUACAUGCCUUACCCCAAACAGUAGCAUUAUUGCCUCUACCAUGGGUAGCCUUCCGGGACCAGAUCAAAAUCUGGCUGCAAUGGACCAGCUGGUGGAAGUUGGAGAUGUUGAGGAUACAGAGAAUAUGGAAGGAAACGUUCAUCGGAUUCUGCUGGGAAAUGUGCAGACCAUCCCAAUACAGAUUAUAGAUAGCCACCCAGCUAUUAUUGAAGAAAAUCCAGAAGGUACCAUUUCUGUGAGCCAAGUUAAGCAAGAACCCAAAGAACCAGCAUUGUCUAUGGAAGCAAAAAAAAAUUUGGACUGUAAGAAAUUAUCUGCCACAUAAAUUAUUGAAGCUUUUCAGAAUUUACAACUUGGGUAACUUCUGAUGUCAUAAAAAAGAAGGUAGAAACUGGAACUAUCAA